Molecule: messenger RNA, 1621 nt
Organism: Durio zibethinus
Lineage: Eukaryota; Viridiplantae; Streptophyta; Magnoliopsida; Malvales; Malvaceae
Product: glutathione S-transferase U7-like
Biological process (GO): glutathione metabolic process
Cellular component (GO): cytoplasm
Molecular function (GO): glutathione transferase activity
Source: RefSeq, a predicted model, not a curated record
UAUAAGUUGUAUCUCUAAACACAAAUUAAAUUAAGUUUCUUUUAAAAAUGACCCUUUCAUUCAUUUUGUGAGGGCAUUUAAAAUUUUAAAUUUCAACACACGUUGAAAAUUGAGAGCAAAGAAGUCAGCAUCAGUCUCCAAUCAACUAAUCAGUGCCAAUGAACCGUUACCACCAUCCUUAUUUUGUGCCGUAAAUCAUGGAGAUAUAGACUUGGUAGAUAUACAAAUAUAGAUUCUUCUAGCUAAUCCAAAACUAGAGCAUACAAAUCGUGCUAUUAAUCUUUAUUUUGUCUUUCAAUGUCAUCCACUUAGACUGCAUUGUGCAAUUCAAGGGGCUGAGAUUCUAGUGGUUUAACUGUGAGAUUUUUUGAUGGCUGAGAUUCAUACAAUGAUCUCUUCAUGUUACAGGAAUGUUGGAAUUGUAUCAGCUAUAAAAGAGAACCAAUUUUAACAGGGAAUAAGGCAAAAGAAGCAGUGAAGUAGUGAAUUAUUUUUAGUUAAUUUCACUUCAAACUGUACCAAACUAUGGCUGAUGAAGUGAAGCUAUUUGGCAUGUGGGCAAGCCCUUAUAGUAUCAGGGUUGAACUAGCCCUGAAACUUAAGGGAAUACCAUACGAAUACAUGGAAGAAGACCUAUCCAACAAGAGUUCGUUGCUUCUCAAGUAUAAUCCUGUUCAUAAAAAAAUUCCUGUUCUUGUUCAUAAUGAAAAGCCAAUUGCAGAAUCAUUAGUCAUUCUUGAGUACAUCGACGAGACCUGGAGAAACAAUCCUGUUUUACCUCAGGAUCCUUAUGACAGAGCCAUGGCUCGCUUCUGGGCUAAGUUUAUAGACGAAAAGCUUUUGGUUACAACAAGGAAGGUCAGUUUUACCGCAGGGAAGGAACAAGAGCAGGCUAUUGAAGAAAUAACUGAGCAGCUGAAACAGCUAGAGAAUGAGCUCCAAGGGAAGGAAUUUUUUUCAGGUCAUAGUAUUGGAUACCUGGAUAUUGUUGCCAAUGUUUUGGUAUCCUGGUUUGGAAACGUGCAAGAGGCUUUGGGAGUUGAUAUGUUCACAGAAGAGAAAUUUCCGAUUUUAUUUGAUUGGAUUGGAAAGGUGGUUAAAAUUGAUAUUGUCAAUGAAUGCCGGAUCCCAAAAGAGAAACAUCUUGAUUAUAUCAGAAGCCGCCUGGAAGCCUUGAAGUCUGCAUCCAAGUAAAAGCCUUCCGAAUGACCCUAUCAUAUGGUAUAUUCUGCUAUAGAAGAGAAUAAUAACUUUUGUAUAAGUGAAAAUUUAUGUACCUCUGGAAAGUGCAGCUGCAGAUAAAAUUUGCUGAUGAACAAACAAGUGCUGCAAAAGAAAAAUCUACAUCUAUAAAACUAUAUUUAUUCAGGGGUAGAUUUGAAGCUAAAUGUUCUGAAUGAAUUUUCAUAAUUUUAGAUCUCCUAAUAUUUUGUUAUAACUCCCACAAUUGCAUAAGGAAUGCUGUAUUUUUGCGAUAUAAUUAUAACAAAGAGUCAUCUGUGUCAACAAGAUUAAAACGUUUACAUAUGUACACAAACAGUUACUUUCAUGCGUCCAAUUUUCUAGUUAAUAGCAAAUUCAUGGGCAUGUUGAUUGAGAAUAAACGUAUACACAAAUGGUG